GCGGCCUUCGCGGCAGAUUGUUAUAAUACACGUCGCUCGAUUCUCAUAUAACACAUGUCACGCGUGUCUUAUUAAUAAUGUUAUUGUUGUUCCGUGAGUGUGAAUACUUCCGUUGAUUGAGAAAAAAAAGAAAUGAAUAAUCAAUUAUUGUGUUAGUGGAAAAGAAUUGGAUGUAAAAAGAAAAAAAAAAGUUAUAGAAUAUGGUAAAUGGAUGUGAAUCCGUGGACAUGGAGGAGAAUCGCGAAGAUGUUGAUGUUCAACAGGGGGAUUUUUUGGCAAAUAGAUCGGAGGAAAUUUCCUCCUCUCAAUCCCCUGUGACGACAACAAUUGGAACAAUUGCACUGCAAAGUGGCGAUACUCGUCUUGUUAUUGCGCUUCUUCAAAGUGGUGAAUGGUUACGAUUAAAAGUUCUGGAAAUUCAGCCGGAACUAACGAAAUUAGGUUCUUCGCCUGAAGAGGCUACGGAACUUUCGAACGCACAUGGUGAAGUUCUUUUACGUUUACAGACUAAACAAAGUCCCGUGGAAGAAUUACUACGACAAGCUGAUCGACUUAUUUCAACGCAAAAACCAAAGGCGGAAGUUUAUAAAGCAAUGGCUGAUACACUUGCAAAUGCAUGGAGGGACGUUAAUUCUCUAUUGGAACGACGAAAAAUUAUUCUCGAACGAAAUGUACUAUUUCAAUGUCGAGCUGAAGAGUGUAAGGAAAGUAUGAAAGCAUUAGAAAUGGCUUGUAACGAUACACUUUUGCCAAUUGAAAUUGAAGCUGUGAAAAAUUUUCUCGGUAAAAUUCACGAUUUACGAAAAGUAAUGCUGGAAACAUUAAUGGCCGCAUUGCAGGAGGGAAAAAUAUUGCUUGAUCGAUUAAAAGAAAUUUCAAAUGAGGGUACCCUCGAUUCACGACCGGAUAGAAUUAAACAUGAUGCUGAUCAUGCCAUUCAGCAAGUUGAGACAUGGCUCGAGGAACUUCACGAUAGAAGAAGAUUAAUUGAAAUUUCAUUUAAAAGUCGAAAAACACAAUUGGAACAGUGUCUUGCAUUGGCAUUACUUGCCACUGAUCUCAGGAAUCUUGAGGAUAUUCUCAAUGUGAGAAUAUCGGCUCUAUCUAGUACCAGUGAUCAUUUAGGUGAUUCUUCAGCGAGCGCUGAAUUAUUACUCUUCGAAUGUAAAAAAUUACAAAUUGAAGCUAAGGAUUUUCAAGAUAGAGCAAUAAAAAUAACAAAAUCAACAGAACGACUUGUCUCAUCGGGACAUUUUGCUGGUGAACAAGCAACUGAACAAUCAUACGCGAUUCUUGGCGCUGCAGCUGAUUAUAUCAAUGAUCUUGAACAAUAUAAAUUAUUAUUGAAUCGAGCUGUUUUAUUUUUUGAAGCUGCACGUUCAGCACUUACAAAAAUCGAUCAAUUGGAAAUUCAAUUAGUCACCACUGAACAUUCACCACAUACGCCAGGAUUUGUCAGAUUGCAUGCACAGGUUGUUGAAACUUUGGAAGACAUUACGAGGGACCUUUUGGAGGAAGGUCACGCCCUUCUUGAAAUUACGGGAAGGGGUGCGCCAGGUGCAGAGGGUGUGAAGCGAAUGGUGGAAGAGAUAGAGGAUCGAAAAAUUCGUCUACUCGAACAAUGUACAGCUCACAAGGAAGAAAACAUAAGAAUUACUCAAUGUCUUCAGGAAUUUCUUGAGAAAUAUUCAAAUUUGCGAUCAUGGUUGAGUAGUAUUGUUGAAUCAUUUCUACGUGGACAUCAAGAUAUGGGAAGUGAUUUACGUAUGGCCAAAGACUUUUAUCAAUUACAUUGUCAAUUGUUAAAUGAUUUGGAGAGAAAAAGUUUUGAAGUACAAAUGAUUGAUUGCAAUGUAAUGCAAAUGGAUAUUUUUCCAAAUCUUGAUGCAAUUGUCCAAAGGGAUAUUGACGAUAAAAUGGAAGCAUUGAGAAAUUCUUGGAUCCUAUCAAAAAAAGCACUUGAAGCACGUGUUAGAUUAGGUUCAUUGUACGUUGAUUUUCAUCAAGCAGCCACAACAUUGGAUGAUGAACUUAAUUUAUUUGAAAUUGAUCUCAAGAAUAAUGCAGAGAAUUUAAAUCAAAUGAAAUGUGAUCAACUUGAAGAAAAAUGGAGAAAUUUGCAACCAUAUUAUUUACGAUUGACUGCCGCUGGGAAAUCAUUUUUAGAUGAAGGGGAAAAGAUUAUGGAUUCGUAUCUUGAUGUGCCGAGAGCUUGUUUGUGUGUUGAAACAACAUUGGAACGAUUUUCUAAUAGACAAUUUACAAUUACGAAAACCUGGGAAAAUUGGCAAACGGCAAUUUCGAUUUUGAAAGAAAGACGCGUGGAGAAGGAGAAGAGAUUGGAAGAAAGUACAAAGACGUUAGAAUGGGUCUCGAAAUUCAGGGAGCAAUUGUAUCCAGUAAUAACGUCCGAAUCAACAGAAUCUGCAAUUAUUCUUCACGAUUUAUCGAGUUCACGAUCACGUCUUCUUCCUGAGUUGAAUAAAGCUGUCUCGGAAUUGGACGGAAGGAUCAAGGGAAUUGAUGUUUUUGAACGUGGAGACGACUUCACUGAUCAACAGAUUAGAAAUCAAUUGUCACAAGUGUCGGAGCAAUUGCGAUCAACGGCUGUGGAUUAUCAGACCCUUCUAGAAUCUCUUAUUUCAGUUUUUGAAAAUCUCUCCGAGAUUGAACGUAAGACUGAUCAGCAAAUUCGAGCUCAAGAUAUAUCACACCUGACAUAUCUGCCAAAGGAAGCUGUUCGCGAAGUGAAGAAUAAAAUCGAACGUCAUGAAAUCGAAUCGAAAUCAAUUACCGAAGCACUGACGAGAGUUGAAUCAGAAAUUGAAAAUGUAAUCCUACGAAUUGAGAGACAAGAGCCAGCUGAUGCGGCAAGACAAGAUAUUCAAAAAUUAAAACAAGUCGCUCAUAAUGUAAACAAUGCAUGUAAAUCAUCUUGGUCCACAGUAAAAUCUUCCCUAGCAAAAGAUCUUCAAGUAUCAUCACUUAGAGAAGAUCUCGAAAAAAUUGAUCGUGAACUUCAGGAUCUUUGCGAUCAAUUAAAAAUCAUUAAUACCAACUUAGGAGAGAAUUUACCAUCAGCGAAAAAGGCUUCCGAUAAUUUUAUUCAAUUUGAAAAAACUCUCAUGAGCAUGGAAAGUAAAGUGAAAAGUUUCAUUGAAUCAAUAGAAGAGAAUAUGCCAAAGUAUUCAUCGAUUAUACAACAUGAAUUAUCAUCGUUGCGUGAAAAAAUGCAAAAUUUAAAAACACAAACGGAAGAUACGAGAAAUCGAAAGAAUUCAAAUAUAGAAUAUUUUGAAUUACUCGAUGAGACAAAAGAUUGGUUUAAAGAAGGUAGUAAAUUGUUAUUAAUUAUCGCAAGAAAAUCAUCAUCCGUAAAAUUACCACAGGAAGCUAUUGAUUUAUUGAACGAUAUUGAUAAAUUUCUAAAGCCAGGUGAAGAUAAUCAGGAGAGGAGAAUCGAACGAAUUCGAGAAUUAUCGACACAAAUUUUUGGAACUGAUAGACUACCACAAUUUAAUGAAUUGGUUGUUGAAAAUCGUGAGAUGCUGGAUUCAUUUGCAGUGGUGGGAUCGGAAUUAAGAACAUUGGUGGAAAAUUUGAAAAAUGCCGAAUAUCUUCGUGCAAAAAUGAAAAAGGAACAGGAUGAGGUUGAUGCAAAAUUGGAGGAAGCUAAAAAAGAAGUAACAGUCGCUCAAGCUGCCGCUGCUGAAGCUGAAGAAACGCGAAAAAUUACCGAACGUCUAACUGUCGAAACACUUGAGAAAGCCGCCGAAGAAGCUAAACGUUUAGCAAAAAUUAACGCUGAAAAAGAGCAUGAAAAAUGUCGACAAAUUGCUGCGUCCGCUCAAACCGAAACGACCAAUUUCCUUAUUGAUGAACGAUUAAUUAAGGAAACAAUUCUAAAGGAAACUUCAGCAAUUACAACAAAAGAAAUUCUUAUUCUUCAAAAGACUGAAUUUGAGGAUCCAAUGCCAAUAAUUGAAAAACAACAAAUGGAGUCAACAUUGGUAAAUGAAGAAAUAGUAAAAAAAGAAGAUGAUAAAUUUUUAUUAAUUUCAGAAGCACCUCGAUUUACGGUAAAAUUAGAUAAUGCAAUAAUACAGGAGGGAGAACAAUUUACAUUCAAGUGUCACGUGAUUGGCUAUCCUGAACCGGAAGUAGUUUGGCUAAAGGAUGGAAUGUCAAUAAUUAAUAAUCCUGAUUAUUUAACGGAUUACAAUCAAGGUAUUUGUACACUUACAAUUGAAGAAACAUUCACUGAGGAUUCGGCUAAAUUCACUUGUAAAGCUUCCAAUGAUGCUGGAUCAACUGAAACUGAUGCUGUACUCACUGUUAAAGAAACUGCUGCUGAAGAAUUGCCAAGAACUCCAAAUUUCAUAAAAGAAUUGCAAUCAUCAAUUGCAAUUGAAGGAUCAACUUAUGAAUUGAAUUGUAAAGUUGAUGGAAAUCCAUUGCCAACAGUUUUGUGGUUCAAGAAUGAAAUUAAUAUUGAUAAUUCACCGGAUUAUAUAAUUACAUACAAUAAUGGCGAGGGAAUAUUGAAAUUCGAGCAAAUAUUUAUGGUUGAUCAGGCUAAUUACAGUUGUAAGGCAACAAAUCGUUUGGGUGAUGCUUCAACAUCUUGUUUCUUGACCAUUCAACCACUAGUUGGAAAAAUUGAAGAAACAGAAAAACCACAAAUUAUACUCGCUCCUGAAAAUAUAAAAACAAUUAUUGGAGAAAAAGUGGAAUUAAUUUGCGAGGCUGUGGGAAAACCAAUGCCAACCUUCUUAUGGAGCCAUGAGGGAAUACCAAUUGAGGAGACGAGUAAUCUCAAGAUCGAAACCAAUGGAGGGAGAUCCAGUCUCGUCAUUGCCGAAGUGUUUUUAAAAGACGCCGGAAGUUAUUUGGUGAUUGUGAAAAAUUCAAUUGGCGAAACAACGGCAACUUGUAAUAUUUCAGUGAAAAAUCAACACAAAUUGAAUGAUACAAAUAAUUCAGAAUCAUUGUUCACUGAUAUGAAGCCGAUGGUGCCUAGUAUUCAAUUACCACUCAAAGAUGUUCAGAUCAAGGAAGGAGAAAGCGCACGAUUAGAUUGCAUUAUUAUUGGACAUCCUGAACCUGAGGUGAUUUGGUACCAUGAUGAUCGGCCUGUGAAGGAAUCAGCUGAUUUUCAGCUGUUGUUCCAAGGCGACAGGUGUUCAUUGCUGAUUCACGAGGCUUUUCUGGAUGAUUCUGGACUCUAUAAAGUUGUUGCCAUCAAUUCUAGCGGCGAGGCUUCCAGUGAGUGCUCGUUAUCAAUUUCACCUAGAGAAUCAACAAAAAAACCAGAAUCCCCGCCUGUAUUCGUGAAAUUGUUGACGGAUUUACUGGUUGCUGAAGGUGAGGAAUCAAUCUUUGAAUGCUUGAUAACCGGUGAACCAAAAUCAGAGAUCAAAUGGUAUCUGAAUGGAGAUGAAAUUAUUGAAAACAACAGAAUCAAGAUCACUCAAGAGGAGAAUGGUACACAUAUUCUGCGGAUAUCAUCUACACUUCCGGAUGAUAAAGGAAAUUAUAUUGCCAAAGCUACAAAUCGUCUUGGUGAAGCAAAGGCAUUUGCUAAACUUGUUGUACGAGUUCUGGGUGAUUUUCAAAAAAAGGACGAACUUGUACGAAUGGAGGAAAAAUUACUCGAACCAUCAUUCAAGGAGCGAUUUGAUAAUAAAAGUGUCCUUGAAGGAGUGCCUGUUAAAUUUGAAUGCAUAGUGUCUGGAAAGCCUGUUCCUAAGAUUCAGUGGCUUUUCAAUAAUCGACCUGUGCAUGGAAAAGAUUUUUUGGUAUCAGUCAGUGGUGAACGUCAGGUGUUAAGCAUUCCACAAGCAGCAGAAAGUCAUAGAGGAAUUGUAUCCUGCGUUGCUGAGAACGCGGCAGGAAAAGCUAUUUGUAGCGCACAACUAGAUGUUGGUGUAGGGGUGCAAGAGGAGGGAUUUGAAAUUGUUCAAGUACCUAACAACGAGAUGCAUGCCUCAAGCAGUAGCGAGAAGCACUUUACGACAGAGAGAACCACAGGUGAGGGUGGCUCUGAAAGUCAAAUAUUAACGAAAAUGUCAUCCUCCCUCACGGAAUCAUCAUCAAGUCAUAGUUCCAUGAAAAAGGAAUACGUUACAUCAACUUGUUCAUCAACAUUGGGUACAACUGGUCAUCAACCCUCCAAUUAUUGUGUAAAACAAACAACUCAGAGUUCCGAACACUCUUCAUCACAAAAUGGUGCUCCUCCAGUUGUCCAGUGUCAAAAGAUUCAAGAAUACGAGAAAAUAUUCCAAGACAGACCUGGUGAAGUUAAACAGGACAGGACUAUCAUUAUCACAGAGGAUACGGAAAUAACGAAACAUGUGUGUAAACCAUGCAGAAAGCAGACGGCUCCACGUUUUGUAUCACCUGUCACGGGAAUGAUUGUUGAUCAAGCUACUGAUGUUGUUCUUGAAGGAAUUGUGGAUGGAUUUCCACAACCAACCGUCACUUGGGCAAAGAAUAAUCAGGAGCUGAGAACCAAGGACGGGGUGAAAAUGUCUUAUCAACAAAAUCAUGCACGUCUGGAAUUAAAGAACGUGAAUGUUAAAGAUGCUGGACGCUACACGUGUACUGCUGUUAAUAGUGUGGGAAAUGCUAGCAGCACAGCUGAUCUAGUUGUUAAAAAAACUAUCUUUCCACCUGUCUUCGGACGACGUCUUCAGGCGCAGGUAGUGAAACACGGCGAUCGAGUGAUGAUGGAAGUGGAAAUUACAGGAACUCCUGAACCAACAGUAAGGUGGUACAAAGAUGACGUUCCUUUAAGAGAACGACCGCCGGAAAUCAGAAUGAAACAGCAAGGGAAUUGUUAUUUGUUACUUAUCGAUAAAGCGGACAAAUCUCAUGCUGGAAAGUAUAUGGUUCAUGCAACAAACGCUGGAGGAGAAGCUCAAAGUAUCGCGGACUUUGCUGUCUUCGAACCAACUCCAGACACAAUGGUCGAAGUUCAUAAAACUCUUGUCUACGAAAACGUACAAGAUAAAGAUGUUGUCGAGCCGGAUGAGAUGAAGGCAAAAAUACCAUCAGCAAAUAUGACAACUCAGCAUAUAACUACAACGAUGAUUCAACCGAGCGCUGCCUUGAAAACUCCUAUUCCUCCUACAUCAUCCUGCUCAACUAUACGAACAAUUCAAUCAGAAUCUGAUACUAAAGCAUCACGUUCAGAAACUAUAUCAUCCACCAUUGAAUCUCAUCGCAGUGAAACUAAAUCCGAACAAAAAUUCCACAUGAAACUUGAACACAAAGCGGCACCUUUAUUCGAAGGUACAUCCGGUGAUUUAGAAUACGCAAAACCAUCCAAAGAUAAGAAAACAACAAUUGAAACGAAAAAAGAAGAAAUGACCGCUGAUGGAAAAUUAAUAGAAAGAGAGAUCAAAACUUACGAUGAAGAGGCAACUUUAAAUGAAAAUGUUGAAACAUCAACCGUAGCUAAAAAAGAUGCACUCAACUUCUUUGAAGCCAUGUCCAAAGGUAGUGACAAUAUUCCUAAGGGUCCUAAAGAUAUGAUCAAAUUGACGGAGAAUGAAGUUGGCAAAGGUCCAGGUUCCGAUGUUCAAGUUGGAAAGUUGACCAAAAAUUACGAACGCACAACAAGAUUUGAGGAGGUUAAAGAACCAAAACCUGAUUUUAAAACAUCCAAAAAGGCAGUACAGGAUAUUUUCUCUAAAUUCGAGCAAAGUUCCACCUCAAGGGGUAUUGAAAACAAUCUCAUUGAAUUCCCAUACGAAGGCUAUAAAUUACCACCACUUGAAAUUAAAAGAACCAUUUUGGAAGAUGUAACCGCUUCUGGUUCUCCAAUUCACGGUACACUAACAAUUUCCAAACUUGAAGCACAAUCCGAAAGUGCCGAAGCAAUGCUCAAGGGUUUCAAUCUCGUUCCUGAACCUCCUCCUGAAAUUGGUUACGCACCUGCUGAAGGGACGAAAAAAAAACUUCCUGAUGUCUCCAUCAAGGCCAAACAGCUCCAAGAGUCCUUUGACAAAAGUUUAUCCCCCGUGGAUGCUCCAAUUGGCGGUGUUAAAAUGUUUCCCUCAUCAAAACCAGAAACAAAAAGUUUUACACGUCCAGCGACAACACCCGAAAAAUCAUUAUCAAUACCACCUCCAUUUGAACUAAACAAUCAACAAGUGAUCGAAGAAACCUGCAUCAAGAAAGACAUUCACGAACAUAAAACAUCAUCCGAUUCGUCCGAAUAUAGAUGUCAAUCCACGACUUCCAUGCAACGAUCAAUAUCACCCAAACCUAAACCACCUCGCGAAAUAACUCGAACCCUCACAGAUCAUCAAGAAUGGAAAGAGCCCGGCGAUGAUUUCAAACUAACGACAAAGGAAACGACAAAAGAGGUUGAAGUCACGCCAGCAGGUCGUUGUGCAACCACCAGUAUCGAGUCAACCACCUCCCUUGAAAAACAAUCCUGGUCAUCGCAGGAGAAUCGUUUCGUCGAAAAAACCGUCGAACAACCCCCAAAACCCAAACCCAUAAUCUAUAAAGCCGAGACAACAAAAGUUGAUCACACCAUCAGUACAAUUCAAGAAAAAUCUCUAAUUGAAAAAUACUCCUCAGAAUGUGAUGUCCACAAGUCCCAAACCACCGAAAAAAUGAUCGAAUCCAUUGAGCAAAGAUGCACCAAACCUUGUCCAGCGUCAUCCGAUCUCAAGGCACCAUCACUUGUCAAAAACAUCGAAUCCAAAAAACAACCCACUGUACAAAUGUACCAUCAAUCUCAAUCAAUAUUGCAACCUGGUCCACCACCUGAAAUUGGCUUCAGUCCCGGUCCAGCACUACGCGAAAAGAAAAUCGAAAAAAUUGAAAAAACCCUCGAAAUGUCCCUUGGGCAUCAACCAGCGAAAAUUCCACCCGGAGCCGUGAGAAUUGCACCUCCCGUUCCACCAAAAGAUCUUCGAAAAACUCCUCCUCUUUCAUCGCAACCUAAAUUACCUCCCACCUGCUGUACACCAACAAAAUUCACCAAAACCUCCUUCUACAGCGAGAGCGAGUAUGAAUCCGAUUUAGAUGGUACCCUUCGAUCAAAAUGGCGACCCUACGAAAGUGACAGUGAAGAACCCCGUUAUCGACGAGUGACAGCGCCAAUUCCCAAACAACCCAGACCUAAAUCAACCGAACCCGAACCACUUCCACCAUCACGAUUCGAAAUUCCAUCAGCUGAUUUGACUGCUCCCUCAAGGCCACUCAUCUCUGACUAUCAGGAGAAGUCGACAAAAAAAACCAUGACACGCCAGGAGAGAGAUUACAAACAACAACAGCAACAGAGGUUCAGUCAAACACCACCAGUUCUACCAAAACCUGGAUCACCGCCCAUUUAUGUUCAUCCAACAAAUGCUGCACCACGUCCAGCAAUGAAACUAACAAAACCCGAAUCACCAAAAUUCAAAACGAAAAUGUUCCAACCAGAAAGUGGUUACAUGGCUGAUACUGAUGAGCCAUUCCAAUAUUUGCAGCAGCAGCAGCAACAAAAAAUGAGCACCACCACUGGUGGUUCCGGACAAAAAGGUUUCACAAAACAUGAGGAAUCAUCAAUGAGCUCUAAAAUGAUGUCAGAAUCACGUUCAUGCUUCUCUGAAUCACAUUCAAGUUUUACUGAGAGUAAAAAUUAUACAAAUUCACAAAAAUCCGAAUCAUCCAAGAGUUGUCCUUUCUCACAAUCCCUUCCCACAAAUCAAGUUCAGCGCACGUCUUAUAUUGAAAAGUCAUCGUCCUCAAUACCUACAAAGGACACAUUUCAUUCCGUCAGUCAUAGUGAGCAGUGGAAGUCUCAGCCAUCUCCAAGUCCCUCCAAAUUCGUCAGAAGCGAAUUUCGCGAAAGUGACUACGAGAGUGAUUUCGAUAGUAGAAGAUCAACACUCUGGAAAUCACAAGGUUCUGCCACAAUUGAUCGCACUCACAAAUCAGUAAAGUCAAAUUUGACUAGCACAGGCAAACCACGUCCAGCUUCAUGGGCAGAACCGUCAUUGCCGACUCCACCUGUAUUAAUUGAAUCAACAAAAGAGAGCAUCAAGAAGGAUAUCUCCCAUCAAGGAGACAAAUCCAAAUCAAAAUCAGUUCUUCUUCCUGGUUCACCACCAGAGAUUGCUUAUGCUCCACCAGUGACGGAAUCAAGACAAACAUAUUACGAGGGUCGUACUGGUACUCCAUUCCAUAAUGCCGUUGGAACGGAAUUAAAGAAAACUGUCCGAAUGGAUGAAUCCACUGAAAACACAAGAAGAAUUCUAACAGUCGAGCAAACAAGCCGUGUCAUUAAAUUUGGUGACAAAUCAAAUAAAUCCUAUGAGACAUCCACAAAUGAACAUUGCAAAAAUUCCUACAAUGUACCAAUGCCGAAAAAAUUCGUUCAAGGACAAUUUCGUGAAUCAGACUACGAGAGUGAUAUCGAUGCAGGUAAAAUCAGACCCAAAUGGACACCGGCCGAUAGCGACACUGAGGAACCACGAUAUCGAAAGGUCCAAGCGCCACGUAUCAGCCGACCAAGAUCAAUUGGUCCAAUUCAAUCCACAACUCCAAUUGUGACGUUGCCAAGCGAAUCGGAGAACGAGCGAUCAGAGACUGAUAUGAGAUCAUCAUCGAUGACAACCCAAAGGCUGAUAAACGACCAAUCGCUGAAACCAGGAUCACCACCAGAAUUUGGCUAUUCAUCAGGACAGGAGCUGAGGCAAACUGCAAAUCACGUUGCUACCAAACACAUGAGCGACAUGACCAGCAGCUUCAAAUCAAAAACGGAGAAGUUCGUACACGAUAUCCAAUCCGAUCUUUUGAAGAAACGAAGUAAACCAAUUUUGAAGCAUCAUUCAGUUGAUGGAGCAGUCACGGAUGGCGAUGAUGAUCCACGGACUUAUCGUGAGGAGAAGAGACUCUCGCAAUAUGGAACAAAACAUAUCGACCCGGACACUGGAUUGAUUUACUUCAAAUACGAUUUUGGAUACGAGUUUGGCAUUGUGAUACCUGGCGAGGGUAAGAAAACUGUCUCAAGCAACAGCAAAAGUGUUCAAGGUCAACGUAGAGCCAGCGAUAUUGAUGUACCAAUUGUUCAUGAAUUUACAACAAGAAAGGAAAAUGGUUUUUCAAAAUCAACUCCAUCCAAUUGGAACAAUAAUCAUCAUGGACGUCAAGCUAGUUUUAAACAAGAGAGAUUUGCACCUACAAAAACAGUUAAAUGGGAACCAACUUCUGAGAGUGAAUUUUCCGAGGCUGAAGAUAUGAGAUGUAGCAAAAAACGUGGUGGUGGUAAUCUUGCACCACCUAGUAUCUUUAUUCCAGCGUCACCAUCGCCAAGAUGGGAUCCAACAACACCGAGUCCCAUUUCUUUGAGUCCAAGUCUUCCGAGCCUAAGUCCACGACAUAGUAGCGCAUGUACAGGACCUCCAAGUAACGUCGAUUCUGCAGGAUCUCCUUGGCCUUGCACGAAUGGAAUUUCAGGAAACAAAGAGGUGAUACAACCAUACCUAGAACCUCAACCAAAGAAAGCUCCUCUUUUUAUUACGCCUUUGAGAGAUAUUGCUGUUGUGAGUGGACAAUCGGCACGAUUUGAAUGCAUUGUACAGGCAGAGCCUCAACCAAAUAUUUUAUGGUCGAAAAAUGGAAGAAUUGUUGAAAAUUCAGCGAAAUAUGAAAUUUACUAUAGAAAUGGAGUUUGUCGACUUACCCUAGCUCGCGCGUUACCAGAUGAUGCUGGUACAUUCACGUGCACGGCAACAAAUAAUCUCGGCUCGGCAGGAACUUCAUCAACAUUGCAGGUGCCAGGUAAUAGACGUUCGGUGUAUGGCAUUAUUUAAUAAGCAACAAUAAAAAAAAAAAAAGGUGGAGGUGCAUCGUAAACAAAAAGCGCUCUAGCACGAUAAGGUGGCGGUUGUAGAUCUGUGAUCUCGCUCAAAGGAGUUUAUUUCUAAAUCCAUUUAUUGUUAAUUUAUUUUUCUUUUUUAAACAUAACUAUACUACUUGGAGCGAAAUUUGCAGAUAUAAUUAUUGCUAUAAAUGUAGCUAUAUAGACUAUUUCAGCUCGCAGUGUCGGAAAAGCCCUUAUAAAACUUUUUUUUUUGCAUUUUUUUUUCUUUUUUUUUUUUGAUGAUUUUUCAUCAAGGGCGAAACUUGUUUAUUUAGUUAAUAUCGUGUCUCUUCUCUCAAUUUUCAUUUUUUUUUCCUGUGUAGGAAGCUUUUUAAAUUGCAUUUUCUUAAAAGGGAUCGUGCUUCUGCUAUAUCGUUUCUACUUUCCUCUUGCACUCCUCGUUUCACUUUCAACCUCCUCCAAAAAAAAAAAAUUUCACUUGCUUUCUUCGUGAAAAAAAAUCAUAUUCAUUUCACAUUCAUUAUUUUAAAUAUCGAGCAAAGCCUUUUUAAAAAAAGGCACUUUUUCUACAUACACAGACACAUAAAAAAAUACACAAGACUUUUUGUAUAUUAAUUUUAAUCAAGCCAAUGAUGAUGAUGAUGAUGAUAGAUUAAAAAAUAAUUCAAUAGAUAGAUAAAAAUAUAAAAAUAAUCGAGAAAUUAAAUUCUUGAUUUUUUAAUUCAAUGAAUUUAUAAUAAUAUUUGUUGAAACUAGUCAUUAUUGUAUAAAAAUCCAGGGAAAAAUUUCUUUUUAAUUAAUAAUUUAGUUUUUCUUUUAUAUAAAUGAAAAACAAAAAUUUUUAUCAAGAUAUAGUAAUAUUGUAAUUAGUUGUAAAGCGAUCCGAGGAGUAGGAGUUUCUAUACAUAUAUAUAUAUAUAUAUAUAUUUUAAAAAAUCCAAAGAAUCCCUUUUUUUGACUUUUGGAGCUUGAAGAUGAGAGACUUUUGAUUGAUGCCAAAAAAAAAUAAUUAUAAAAAAAAUGUCUAUUUACUCUUUAUAGUUAAACUUGUAUGAACGAGAAAUGUUAUUAAUUUAAGCCAGAUUGUUAUUAUCGACUUUUAUUGUUAUUAUCACUGAUUACUGUUAUAAUUAUUAUGAACAACGUUAUCAGUAAUGCUGUGUAAAUAAAUGUGUGCUUCCUCUAUGA
This is a messenger RNA of Leptopilina boulardi, 13015 nucleotides long. RefSeq names its product muscle M-line assembly protein unc-89. Lineage: Eukaryota; Metazoa; Arthropoda; Insecta; Hymenoptera; Figitidae. The coding region runs from base 201 to 11816 and encodes 3871 amino acids. Gene Ontology annotation, cellular component: plasma membrane. The transcript is spliced from 36 exons. The record is from RefSeq and is a predicted model, not a curated record. Gene Ontology annotation, biological process: homophilic cell-cell adhesion.